Thamnophis elegans (Western terrestrial garter snake) is the source of this 2066-nucleotide messenger RNA. RefSeq names its product rhomboid domain containing 2 (gene RHBDD2). Gene Ontology annotation, cellular component: membrane. The record is from RefSeq and is a predicted model, not a curated record. The transcript is spliced from 5 exons. Gene Ontology annotation, molecular function: serine-type endopeptidase activity. Lineage: Eukaryota; Metazoa; Chordata; Lepidosauria; Squamata; Natricidae. Bases 98 to 1183 code for a protein of 361 amino acids.
CGGGAAAACAUGGAAAAGUUUCCCGUGGCAACUGGCCUCACGAUUUUGCUUUCGUUGCUGGUCUCCGGGCCGGGCUUGCUGCAGCGGAGCAGGAGUAAUGGCCUGCCCGACGACUCUCUGUCGGCGUUUUUGCUGCGGCCGGCAGCAGUGCGGGAUGGACAGGAAACGGGAGGAUGAUGAAAGCCAAGAGAGAUGGAAAUGGAUCUUCCAUUGGAAGGAGCAUAACAGUUACGAUAAAGACGACUUGAAGGCUCUGUUCUUCAUGCUUCAUGAAGGACAUCUGACAGUUUAUAGGUUGGUGACCUACAUCUUUGUUUAUGAGGAUGUGAUCUCCUUGGUAUGCAGUGCUGUUAUCAUCUGGUACUUUGCUGGCAGCUUUGAGAAGAUGGUGGGGACUGUGAAGCACUCCUUCCUCACUCUGGCAUUUGCAGUUUCCUUAGCUUUACUCUACCUUGUACUCAGGACUAUGGCAUCCAGCCUGUUGAAGAUGAUGGAUGCUGAAGGAUUCACUCCUGUGGCUUUUGCCAUGCUGGCUGCAUCAAUUGCUCGCUCUCAGAUGAGGAAAACAGUGCUCCUUGGAGUGAACUUCCACAUGUCAUUUGUGCCCUGGUUGCUGCUCUGCAUGGCCUGGAUGAUCCCAAGUUCUUCUUUCGUAGCAAACCUCUGCGGCCUCUUAAUUGGGAACAUAUAUGGUUAUGGUUACUGUUUUGCUUUGGAUUUCUCCGAAUCAACAGCCUCUUGUUUAGAUCGGAAGUUUCCUUUCCGGCUAUUGAAAAGGAUUCCUGGGAUGAAAUAUGUCCCCGGAUCCCUGGCAGAAAGAAGGGCUUCCCAGAACAGAAAGUUAAAUCCAGUGCCAGGUUCUUAUCCCACUCAGAACUAUCACAGCCCCCCUCCUCCGUUGCUUGCCGUGCACAUGCAGCAUCCUAACGCACAAAUUCCAGCACCUGGAUCACCAUGCUUUCAGAUUCCCACACCACAUCACACUGCUGGUGCUAUGGGAGAGCUGUGCAUCCAGAACCAUUCCCACUCACCAGCAGGACUGCCAUCAGCUUCUCGUCUUGUUGGUGCUAAUUCAUGGGUGCCUGAAAAGGCAGGUGAUUUGGGUGCCCACCAAGCGCCAGGGCUUCUGACUGUGGGAGCUGCCUCAAAAUCAGAAGAUGAUUGUCAAGUUCAUAUAGGUUGAGUCUAGCAGGUAACUGCAAAUGUUGGACUCUGCUAUAGUAACAGUGGUUUCCCUGAGAAGGAAGUCUCUUCCAAAUGAUAAAAAGUUUUGGAGAUCCUGAGAAGGUUGAAUCUAAUUGAAGAAAGGGACCAUUCUCUGUCUUGUGGCAGCCUGGUGGGAUCAAGUGACAACAAUAUCUCGGCUGUUUAAUUCUGAAAUUUAAUUUAUGCAUUAACUUUGGGUGAUGAUAGUGUGGCCUUCACAGCUUUGGGUUGUAUCUCCAAUUUUGUAAUAGGUGGUGGAAAUUUUCCAUUUAUUGAGGUACUGGACAGUUUAGGAUUGGUUUUUCGGUGCUUCUGAUAAAACUGUUCUUUCCUUAACAUUUGACUGGCGGGAAAACUGUUUAGGAUCUUUUUUUAAAAAAAAGUAUUGGCCAUGGAUGAUAUGUGCCUGUUGAAUUGAGACACUUAUUGUCAUCUGAGCACCUUAGCUUAAACCUCUGAUUAUUUUAUAAAAUGGCUUGUUAUUGAUUUUCAAAAUCUACAUUAGAUAAAUUUGGUAUAGAUCACAUAUGAGGAAGUGUAGCCAGCUGGUUCUGGUAAGGACGAUAUUCAUGAAAGUCAUGCUCUACAUACAGAAGAUCCCAGUUUCAAUCUAUGAUGUUUCUACUUUUUAAAAAAAAAAGCUAAACAGCAUGAAGCUCUGAAAGGUUUCUUGUGAAACCAUGAGAAUUUUCUCCCAGUCACGGUCAUGGGUAUUAUUUUGUUUAACAGAUCUGGCAUCUUUCUACCAUGUUCUCUUGGCUAGCAUAACCUUGGCAAAUGUAUGAUAUUACUGGAAAGUGGGAUGAGCUGCAACUGUGGUAAUAGAAAAAUCUACUUUGAAUAAAAGAAUAAUUUUGUGA